Messenger RNA from Phaeoacremonium minimum UCRPA7, 828 nucleotides. RefSeq names its product putative acid proteinase protein. The transcript is spliced from 2 exons. Lineage: Eukaryota; Fungi; Ascomycota; Sordariomycetes; Togniniales; Togniniaceae. Gene Ontology annotation, biological process: proteolysis. The record is from RefSeq and is a predicted model, not a curated record. Bases 1 to 828 code for a protein of 275 amino acids. Gene Ontology annotation, molecular function: glutamic-type endopeptidase activity.
AUGAAGUUCACUGCUAUCACCAGCGCUCUGCUCUAUACAAGCGUUGUCUUUGGCGCUCGGUUCACAGAAGAACGCCGUGCCCGCUGGGCGAAGCGCGAGUCUGUUGCUGUUACUGCUCGUAGCGGCUCUAGCCUGCCUCGCUUCCCCGUCAUCAACUCUCCGGGAACAGAUGAGCUUGAGACGGUCAACAACACCAACGAGGAGUACAGCUCGAACUGGGCUGGUGCUGUGCUCAUCGGCUCUGGCUACAAGUCCGUCACGGGCACCUUUGUCGUGCCUACACCCAAAGCCCCCACAGGUGGCAGCAGCAGCACUGAAUAUGCUGCGUCUGCGUGGGUUGGUAUUGAUGGCGAUACUGCCCAGAACUCCAUUCUUCAGACUGGCGUCGACUUCUAUGUUCAGAACGGCCGUGUGUCGUAUGAUGCCUGGUACGAGUGGUACCCCGACUAUGCCUACACCUUCAGCGGCUUUGGCAUCUCCGCUGGCGACACCAUCCGCACCACCGUCACUGCCACCAGCACGACCGCCGGCACAGCUGUCGUCGAAAACCUGACCACCGGCAAGAAGGUGACACAUUCUUUCUCCGGCCAGUCUCGCGCCCUGCAGGAGCUCAACGCCGAAUGGAUUGUUGAGGACUUCUCGUCGGGUGGUUCCCUGGUUCCCUUUGCCAACUUCGGCACUGUCACUUUCACCAGCAAUACUGCGACGACCGCUAGCGGCAGUGUCGGACCUCAGGGUGCUACUAUCAUUGAUAUCAAGCAGAACAACAAGGUCCUCACCUCGUCUUCUGUUUCUGGAUCCAAUGUCAUCGUCCAGUACAUUGGUUAA